Molecule: messenger RNA, 842 nt
Organism: Desarmillaria tabescens
Lineage: Eukaryota; Fungi; Basidiomycota; Agaricomycetes; Agaricales; Physalacriaceae
Exons: 4
Coding region: 244-735 (163 amino acids)
Source: RefSeq, a predicted model, not a curated record
GUGGCUCCGUGAUUUGCCCUGUGUUUAUCUGAUGGCGUUAUGCGCAUCAAAGAGGAAAGAGAACCAGGAGUAUGAUCUCCGUUGACCCUCCUGUGGUCAGAGUGUCAUCGUGCUUCGCAUGCGAGGAUAUAUCACAACUCCUCUGAACGAGGCCAAUCGGAAAAGCUAUUUUUCUUGCUCGAAACCUGCGCCGAGGUCGCUUCUUCAGGCUUGGUAUCGAUCAUCUCACCCUCCAUCCUCUCAAUGAAGCAUUUACUGGACUACCUUCACCAACACCUUUCGCCGGCUUUGAUGAUAGGAUCUGAUUUCCUAGACCGGUCUCCGUGCCGUCGAUAUCAAGAGCAAUGGAAAGUCCUUGGCUCAGCUGUGCGGGAUGGCCGAUGCACUAUGGACUGUCAAUCUCGAUGUUCAUCUUCCGGGAUCUCUGGAACCAUGUCUUUUCUCCCCGCUGAACACAGGAGGCCGGGACACAAGUAUAACAGCUCCACUUGCUACGACAAUCGGAUAUCCUCCUCCCAAGGCUUUGUCGCAUGGCCUGUGGCUUCUGUUCUAUCCCAUCAUAUUGAAUUGAGGAGAAGGGGAGCUGUAUUGAGGUCGGUAUGCCGGAAGCGCUACAUUGGCGAGCAUCAUGGAGUUCAGAAACUUGGCAACACGAGGCUUCCGUCCACGUGUCGGCCCUUGUACGUUGAAUCCUUAGCAUGCAUACGUCUAUCGUUGGUCAUUGUUUACAGGUAGACCAGUGUCGCUAAACUUUCCGUGAUGAGCAUUUCAGGCCAAGAAUAUUCAGAUAAUGAGGUGCAAUUCUUGCGACGCAGGACAUGCUAAGCCAGGACGGCAGGUAG